Drosophila hydei is the source of this 2840-nucleotide messenger RNA. RefSeq lists its product as uncharacterized. Lineage: Eukaryota; Metazoa; Arthropoda; Insecta; Diptera; Drosophilidae. The transcript has 6 exons. Gene Ontology annotation, biological process: carbohydrate metabolic process. Bases 87 to 2492 code for a protein of 801 amino acids. The record is from RefSeq and is a predicted model, not a curated record.
GAUUUGUAAUCGAUAACAUAAAUAGCUGAUCAAUUCAAUCAGCUGAUGGGGUCCCCUUUCGAUUAAAUAUUAUCAAUUAAAUUGCUAUGUUUAGAGGCAAAACACUCUGCCAAAACUGGAUUAGAAGCGCUUUGUCAUUUACAGCGCCUCAAACACAAUUACAACGUAGUUGGCCAAUAAACGAUAGCAAAACAACGACAACAACAGCACAGACGCAGCAUCAGCAAAAGCAGCACCUGUUUCGUGGCAUGGCAACGGGUGGCGAAACAAAGGCGCAGCCGCCAAAGCACGUCAACAGAUUAGCAACUUCCAAGUCGCCAUAUUUGCUACAGCAUGCGCAUAAUCCCGUCGACUGGUAUCCCUGGUGUGAGGAAGCCUUUGAGCGUGCGCGCAGCGAGAACAAGUUGAUAUUCUUGUCUGUGGGCUAUUCCACGUGCCAUUGGUGUCAUGUCAUGGAGCAUGAGUCGUUCGAGGAUGCCGCCACGGCUGAGGUGAUGAACAAACAUUUUGUGAACAUCAAGGUGGAUCGUGAGGAGCGACCCGACAUAGACAAGGUCUACAUGCAGUUCCUGCUCAUGUCCAAGGGCAGUGGCGGCUGGCCGAUGAGCGUAUGGCUAACGCCAGAUCUGGCACCACUGGCUGCUGGAACGUAUUUUCCGCCAAAGCCGCGCUAUGGCAUGCCCUCGUUCAUCAUGGUACUGGAGUCGAUAGCCAAGAAGUGGCUAGCAGAUCGCGAGUCGCUUAAGAAAGCGGGUAACACCCUGCUGCAGGCCAUGCAAACCAACCAGAAUACAGGAACUAAUACGGAAGCAGCCUUCGAGCGGGGCAGCGGCGAAGCCAAGCUAGCGGAAGCGUUGGCAGUGCACAAGCAGCGGUAUGAUCAGCAAUGUGCGGGCUUUGGCCGGGAGCCCAAGUUUCCGGAAGUGCCACGACUCAAUUUCCUCUUCCAUGCUUAUUUGGUCAGCAAGGAUGUGGAUGUGCUUGACAUGGUGCUGCAGACGCUGGAUCACAUUGGACGUGGCGGCAUUAAUGAUCACAUUUUUGGCGGCUUUGCACGCUAUGCGACAACGCGAGAUUGGCACAAUGUUCACUUCGAGAAGAUGCUGUAUGACCAGGGUCAACUGAUGUCUGCGUAUGCCAAUGCUUAUAAGUUGACCCGAAGCAAAGAGUUUCUCGGCUAUGCAGAUCACAUCUAUGAGUAUUUGAUCAAGGAUUUGCGUCAUCCAGCGGGCGGUUUUUAUGCGGGCGAGGAUGCCGAUUCCUUGCCUUCCCAUGAGGAUACUGUCAAGGUUGAGGGUGCCUUCUAUGCCUGGACUUGGGAUGAAGUGAAACAGGCAUUUGAAAAGGAAGAAUCCUGCUUUAAGGAUGUCAGUGCGGCUCGUGCUUUUGAAAUUUAUAGUUUCCAUUAUGACCUGAAGCCUGCGGGCAAUGUGCGUCCCUCUAGUGAUCCGCAUGGCCACCUGACCGGCAAGAAUAUACUAAUAAUACGUGGCUCGGAGGAAGACACGUGUUCGAACUUCAACAUCAAGCUGGACCAACUGCAGCAGCUGUUGCAGACAGCUAAUGGCAUAUUACACAAGAUUAGAGAUCAGCGUCCUCGUCCACAUUUGGAUACGAAGAUCAUCUGUGGCUGGAACGGUUUGGUGCUCUCCGGCCUAGCGAAGCUGGCCAAUUGCGGCACAGCCAAGCGAGAUGCAUAUUUGGCUACAGCUAAGCAACUGUUGGAAUUCCUACGCAGUCAUCUAUACGUUGAGGAAGAGAAGCUGCUACUGCGCUCCUGCUAUGGAGCGGGCGUGGAAGAUAAUACGCUCGAGCAGAAUGCCACUCGCAUUGAGGGCUUUCUGGAUGAUUAUGCGUUUCUCAUCAAAGGCUUGCUGGACUAUUAUAAGGCCUCGUUAGACAUGGCAGCGUUGAAUUGGUCCAAGACUCUGCAGGAGACGCAGGACAAACUGUUUUGGGAUGAAAAAAAGGGCGCCUAUUUCUUUUCACAGCAAGAUGCCCCGAAUGUCAUAGUGAGACUCAAGGAAGAUCAUGACGGCGCCGAGCCAUGCGGCAACAGUGUCGCUGCACGUAAUCUCACGUUACUCUCGCAUUAUUACGAUGAUCCGACCUAUUUGGAUCGGGCUUCGAAGCUGUUAAAUUACUUUGCUGAUGUCUCGCCUUUUGGGCAUGCGUUGCCCGAGAUGCUGUCGGCGCUGCUUUUACAUGAAAACGGUCUCGAUCUGGUUGCCGUGGUAGGUCCCGAUUCCGCGGACACGCGACGCUUUGUGGAGAUUGUACGAAAGUUCUAUGUGCCGGGCAUGAUAAUCGUGCACUGUGAUCCACUGCAUCCGGAUGACGCAUGCAAUCAGCGUUUGCAGCAUAAGUUUAAGAUGGUCAAUGGCAAGACGACCGUCUACAUUUGCCAUGAUCGCGUCUGCCGCAUGCCAGUGACAGAUCCAGCCCAGCUCGAAGAGAAUCUGAUGGCCAACUUCUUCAAGGAGCGCAUCUAAACUAGGUUAACCAGCAGGCCCCACUAUUGACAUUACUCGAACUAGUUAUUAGUUAUUAAUAUGUUGUUAUUGAGGAUUAACAACAAUGUUAUAUUGUUUAGCUUCUAAAGCAUAUCUAUUAAUCGGUUCUCGGAACAUGUUGUAUUCUAGUUUGUAGCUCCACUUUUUGUGACCUCCCCACUGCGAAAACUAACUCUAAUUCAAUUUAAGUUGUAGAAUUUAAAAUAUACAAUUGGAAAUUAGAUUUGAUGCACACACUUUUACACGGUUUGUGGGUUUCCUCCAACUGUGUUGGGUUCUCUUUUAACAAACUACGUUUAGGAAAUUGUUUAGUUAUGACACCUUUUU